This is a messenger RNA of Didymella exigua CBS 183.55, 351 nucleotides long. RefSeq lists its product as uncharacterized. Bases 1 to 351 code for a protein of 116 amino acids. Lineage: Eukaryota; Fungi; Ascomycota; Dothideomycetes; Pleosporales; Didymellaceae. The transcript is spliced from 2 exons. The record is from RefSeq and is a predicted model, not a curated record.
AUGACUAGCGUCCUCACCGAUCUGAACGCGCACGUCGAGCAAGUGAUGGCGACUCUCGAGUCCGACGCUGUGCGCCGCGAGCUAGCGACGGGCCUGCACAACGACGCGCAAGGCGCGCAGCCGGAUCCAGAGCUGAAGGCGUUAGCAGGCACGUCGAUUGAUUUGCUACAUCGGAUCGAGCAGAAGCUGGAGUCGGGGUACUUGGUGCUGGCGGAUCACUUUCUAGGCUACGUGCACGCCAAAUGCCUCGUGGGUGUGGUGAAUCUGCACGUCGCCGAUACGUGGCGAAAUACGGACCGCUGGACAUCGAAGCGCUCGCCACCGCGACAUCAGCGCGCAGCGACCGGCUAG